Molecule: messenger RNA, 3427 nt
Organism: Pomacea canaliculata
Lineage: Eukaryota; Metazoa; Mollusca; Gastropoda; Architaenioglossa; Ampullariidae
Product: ankyrin repeat and SOCS box protein 9-like
Exons: 6
Coding region: 569-1471 (300 amino acids)
Molecular function (GO): protein binding
Source: RefSeq, a predicted model, not a curated record
UCACACACAUACACAAUGCGCGAGAGAGAGACCAGAAGUUAUAGCUCAUUAGUCAUUCAUCCAUGCAAUUAUAAUUAGCGCGUUAUAUAUAGAAGGAUUCAGACAGGAGUAUAUAUAGGUACGUCCUGGGUUUGCACAACUUAAUCGGUAACAUGGACUGCUGAAGCCCUUUCAUAUGCAUUAUGUCUGUUUUAGAUUUCGCACUUUCGUGUAUAGUAUGAAGGACCCUGAGUAGAUCCGAGCAACUGCAUGAGCGUUCUAUGGGCAACAUUUAAGACAAAAAUAAUCAUUUCGAUCGUAGACGCCGCACCGAACUAUACCCAUUCAAAAACGGCGACUGGGCGAUCAGAGGCUAGCUGUCCUCCACACACAUUUUGAUGACGUCACAUGUAACGGUCCUUAUGCAUACGAGUGCACGACACAUUUAUGGGGUCACAUGAUUCGCCUAAUUAUAGAAACUAGGUCAAGGCGAUCAAAGCGUAGCGUGGGUUUUAAUCAGCUGCUGGGUAAAAUCGGUUUCUGUGGUUAUCUUUUCAUGCAACUUAAUUCAUAGUGCCUUGCCGGGAAAAUGUCUUCAACGCCGUUAAGAAGGCCAGAGAAUGCAGAUAAUGCAGACACACAAUGCAAGCAACAAAAACUUCAGCAACGCAUUAUGAAGGGUGACUGGAAAGCUUUGCAGGAAAUGGUCAACCAAGGCUGGGCAUGGAACAGCCUCAGUUCUAACAACUCUUCAGACAGCCCCCUUCACAUGGCCAUAAAACAAAGAGACCUUGAGACUGUCAAAAUGCUUCUCACCUUCAAGGACAUGGUCAAGCUAACUAACCAUUACAUGGAGACAGGGCUACACCUAGCCUGUAGAAUGGGACUGUAUGACAUUGCUUUGUGUCUUUUGGAAGCUGGUGCCAAUAUCAACUCACUUGACUGUGAGAACUGCACUCCUGUUUUCCAUGCUGUCAGUGGCGGUAGCCUCCCUUGUGUGGAGCUCAUGAUCAACAUUGGCUGUGACUUGGACAUGUUGAACAAUGAGCUCAUUACUCCCAUGGACCAAGCCUUGCUGUACAACGACCACCAGAUUGUUGCUCAGCUCCUUCGUGCUGGCUGCUGUACAGAGAAACUGAAGGGCCACAUCUACUACCAUGAACACUGCUCAAACUCCUUUUUCUCUGCCUUGUGGAGCUCCAGCAGCGUGAAAAACAUGAAACUGUUUCUGGACUGCGGUUACUUUGUGAGUGCAAGUGAGCUGAAAACCCUCAAAGACUGUUGUCAGCAGCAGCUGCAAGAGAAGGAAGCGCUAGCCCUGCUGACCACUUUGACCAGUCAUCCCCCAAGCUUACUGUUUGCAUGUCGAGUUUCUGUUCGCAGACAUCUCAUGGCAAUUCGACAAGCCAGGCACACGCCCAUGAGCACAAUGAUCUCCUCCUUAGACAUUCCAUUGUUGUUUAAAGAUUAUUUGUUGUUGAAAGAGGAAUGAGUUGCUGAGUGGCAGGUAUAAGGGAGAGAUAGGAGAAUUUUACUUGUGUCCAUCAAUUUAUUCUUUCAAAGGUGCUUAAAAACUAUGAACAGUAUCAGUUUUAUUAAAGAGAAGAAAUAUAGCUGGAUUUUGCCAGGAAUAAUAUCAUAAGCACAUUGUUUAUAAGGUCGUGUGUAUGAUUACUUAUAUUGUCACAUUUUAUUUACGAUAAUAUACGAGUGAACUUAUUGUUGCAUAUUUUUUUUAUUUUUCUUUUGUUUUUACUAUAAUGUGUUAAGUGAAAGUGGGAAAAAAUGCUCUAGAAAAACAAAAUCCUGCUGAUAGCUUGUUUGAAGCUUGUAAGACAGGGUUGCAUAUUAUCACCAACAAUCUUCCUGAAGGUCUUAGACUGGAUUAUGUGCAAGACAACCCAUGACAACAACAACAACAGUAUCAAACACCAAACAGCAAAUGCAGCUGGAUGGGACACAGCCUGUGCACACCAGCUGACACCAUUGCCAGGCAGGCACCUGACUGGAACCCUCAGGUGAAGAGGAGAGUUGGGAGACCAAAGCAGACUUGGAAAAGAACAGUAGAGAGCGAGGCAAAAGACGUCGGAACCACAUGGGCCCAACUGAGGGGUUCUACCCAAAACUGGGUUCGCUGGUGAGGGGUUGUUGCUGCCCUAUGGUCCUCAAGGAAUAACAAGGAACAAACUAAACUAAAUUAACUCAAAAUCUUUUGUGCAAUAUUUGUACGCUUUGAUUAAAGAGAAUCUUGUUCAUGCCUUCCAGUUUCAGAAAUCUGAAAUAUUUUGUUCUUUUCAACUUUUUAAGCUUUUACUCAAAUUCGGUUUUUUUCUGUUGCACUAUUUCCAUUGCAAUACCCUGACAGAUAAAAUUUGAACAUGAAAUUAAAGUUGUGUUUAUAACUAUGAUUGAAGCAGGUGUAUACAGUUUUAAAUUUAUAUUGUGAAAGUCUUAGCCAAUGAGAGAGCUGGGACUAUAUUAUUUAGUCAUAUAUCUGUGCAUAAACAUGAUGUAACAAUUUUGCCUUCUUUCUCUGCACAUUUUUUUUUUUAGGUAUGAAUCUCAGAAACAGAAGGGGUGUGUUCACCUUGAUAGGGAGUUCCUUGCACUGAACUUUACCAAAUCAUUAGAAAAAUUGUGCACACCUUUAGUCCCUUAAGAAUAGUCUAAAUACAAUUCAUUUGCUUGUAUCUCUUUUCCAUCUCAGUUUGAUUUAUGUUCAUGUAAGCUUUCAAAAAAAAAUUGAAUGAUGAAAAAGUGUUGUUAAAAUUUAGAAUGUACAAGGCUGUAUUGCAAAAGACUUGUCAAUAAAUGCACAACACAUAAUGAUAAAUAAAUGCAAAAUUUGUAUAGCGCACACUUACACUCCUAAAAAGCAUGGUUCUAGUGCUUAAGAACAAGAACGAAACAUGGACAGGAAAACAAACAAAUAGCAUAUGAGCUAUAAAAGAAUACAACCGUACUAAACAAAGAAUAAAAUCAAAUACAGAAACACAAAGAGGAACCAAAGAACAAGAGCUGAGAGUAACAUGAUAUUCAAAAGGAAGGGUGUGAAAAAGGACUGACAUUAUGGGUAAGGUUGUUAGAUGUAAUGUUUACGGAAAAGGUGCGCUGUCAGUGCAUGUUGAAAGGAUUCAAUAGUGGAAUCACUGGAACAAAUAUGGCUAGAAAUUUGUUGAAGAAAAUUAAUAUUAAUAGUUGAUACUAUAGAAUUUCAUCAAUAAAUGCAUAUGAAAAAGCAAGGAAUAACAUUUCUCAUGUUCAUCUUAGACAAGUAAAAGUGUUUUCAUUUCUGAACAAUGAAAACUUUAAUGCCAAAUAUCAUAUACUGCUUCCAGCACAAAAAGGGUAAUGUCCAGUUAUCUCCCUUGUUUUAUAAAUUCACAUUUUUUGGUCUUUUCUUUUUUAGCUUAUGCUCACAAAGACACACACACACACACCUAAGUAA